AUGUCUGCCCCCAUCGAAACAAACAAGCUUACUUCCUCGAGCGGGCCCGAGUCGCCUACAACAGUCCGACCAUUGGAUUUAUCUGACGACGACGACGUCCAAGAAACAGGUGUUCUCAGCGGUGAGGCUCCUACAUCCCAGGCUACCACCAACAACACCACCUCGUCCGACAUGGCGUCCUCGACACCCGCUGUCGAAGCGGCCCCACCAAAGCCCCCGAGGCCCUCCGGCGAGACUCAGAAGACUGAGGACAUCUUGAAGGAGGCGUUCCCCAGCAUCGAUAUCUCCGUCAUCAAGGCGGUCUUGAGAGCUAGUGGCGGAAAGAUCGACCCUGCUUUCAAUGCCCUCCUGGAAAUGACCGACCCCGAUGCGGCUCAGCACGAGACCACCGACGAACAACCCCCUCCUCAGCCUCCCCGCCCCCAAGGCGGCGCGCAGCUGUCCCAGCUCGAGGCGGACGAGCUGUAUGCGCGACAGCUGGCGGAGCAUUUUGACAACGUCGGCAGCUACGAGGCUAGAACUUCUAACCGGAGCCCCGGCACCGGCGGCGGCCGUGUGAAAAGGCAGCAGACUGGCCUCGAGCCCAGGCCGAACGCGGAGGACCGCGAGCCCAACUUCUUCGACGACGAGUUGCCGGUGAUUCAGGAGAAACUACGCAAGGGAUUCGUGGAGACGCAGGGCAAGGUCAACAGCUGGAUCACUACAAUGAAGAAGAGGUUUGACGAGGAGUUUGCCGAUGAGGACGACACCAGCCACCAGCGACCUGGCCAAAGCCAGGGCCAGGGCCAGUAUGGUGCCCGGCGACCCGGAGAGUCGAGCCGUCGGAGCGGUGAUUACGAGAGAUACGACGCCGAUCCUCAGGUGCUAAGCGACGACUUUGCGGGUAUGAAGUUCACCGCUGACGGAACCCCUCUCCGCGACAACAACAGACCUUUGUCGAACCCUGACCUCUACAAGCCUCCCCCACCCUCCAAGUCGCCCAAGUCUCACGACGGUCGCAAGGUUGCGUUCAGAGAAGGCGCCGAAGAGAUCGACGUGUACGGCUCGUCGCCCAGGCGCUCUGCUGAAGACCUCUCAGGCUCAAAGGCCAAGGCCAGCAAGUGGCAGCCCCUGUCGACGGUUGACCCGAACCCCAUCAGCGACAACGACCCCUUCAGCUUGGGCGAUAGUGAAGACGAGCGGGAAGCGAAGGAGAAGGCUGCCUCCAGCAAGGUUACCAAAGACGCCAGCUCGGAGGACAGCGAGAGGCUCAAGAAGGCCGCCGCGGAGGCAAUGGCGGAUAGUCUCGUCGAGUCCAAGGGCGACGAGGCAGCGGGUGCUGCUGCUGCCACCAAGAAGAACUGA
This is a messenger RNA of Colletotrichum orchidophilum, 1344 nucleotides long. Its product is annotated as CUE domain-containing protein. The transcript is spliced from 4 exons. NCBI's taxonomy places the organism in Eukaryota, Fungi, Ascomycota, Sordariomycetes, Glomerellales, Glomerellaceae. Gene Ontology annotation, cellular component: cytoplasm. The record is from RefSeq and is a predicted model, not a curated record. Gene Ontology annotation, biological process: ubiquitin-dependent protein catabolic process. Gene Ontology annotation, molecular function: ubiquitin conjugating enzyme binding; ubiquitin binding. Bases 1 to 1344 code for a protein of 447 amino acids.